This is a messenger RNA of Polistes dominula (European paper wasp), 892 nucleotides long. RefSeq lists its product as uncharacterized. The record is from RefSeq and is a predicted model, not a curated record. Lineage: Eukaryota; Metazoa; Arthropoda; Insecta; Hymenoptera; Vespidae.
GUUUUACCCUAUCGUGGACUACGUAACCUUUAUCUUUCUACUUGUUCUGAUAAAUCAUCCAUUUAUACGGAUCACUCAAAUUAAUAUUACAACUACAGAAUUAAAAACGUAAAUAUAAAAGAAACGUUUGCAUAUAUUUACUGAAUGAAAUAUGUCUACAUUACUAUCAAAUGAAUCCCAGAUGAGAUACGUAAUAGGAUGGUUCAGAGAAUGGUCAGAAAUGCAGAGAGGAGACUUCUUAGAAAUAUUAUUGGAACAAUGUGGUCCUCCAGGUUUAGUCAAUGGAUUAGUACCGGGAAUAGAAAACAUGAGUUGUAAGGAAGGUUCUGAUAGACCACCAAGUUUAUUUCAAUGUAGAGUAAAAUUGUUCCGAGAAUGGAGCCAAAAUUGGUCUCAACGGGAAAAAGAUUCAGUGGUAACUUCAAUUAAAAGUUUUGAUGUUAGAUUCGCUGGAAAUUAUGAACAAAGGUUAUGCUCAUUGAUGGAACAUAAUUAAAGGUGAAUUAUAAUUGUGUUCAACUUCAAGUAUUAAGCACGUAGAAAAAGAAUUUUGAUAUUUAAAUGGAAUAUAAGGGAGAGAAUAAAUCAUUGGAACUUAUAAUGGUAAACUAUUAUGAAUAGCAAAAGGGAAUAUUCAUGUGAUAUUUUUAAUUCUCAUUUUAUUCAUUCAUCGACCAUAAUCUUUGCAUCGAAUGAUUACGUAGAAAACAAAUAUUAUUAUUAUUAUUUAUGAAAGUGAAUUUAUUAUGCGAAUAUAAUAUGAGAAUUUUUAAUUGAAGAAAUGCCACUUUUAAAAUGCGUUUACUGCGCAUCGGUACAAUUUUUCUUUUUACAAAUAAUUAUAACUGUUCAUUUUUUGUCUAUGAGAGUUGCAAGAGAACAAAAAAAAAAA